Zingiber officinale is the source of this 1503-nucleotide messenger RNA. RefSeq lists its product as uncharacterized. Gene Ontology annotation, biological process: thylakoid membrane organization. Lineage: Eukaryota; Viridiplantae; Streptophyta; Magnoliopsida; Zingiberales; Zingiberaceae. Gene Ontology annotation, cellular component: chloroplast membrane. Bases 978 to 1478 code for a protein of 166 amino acids. The transcript is spliced from 3 exons. The record is from RefSeq and is a predicted model, not a curated record.
CCGAUUUGAUCAUCAUAUUUUCCAACGGGAAUCUCUUAGAAGUGUUUGAUUUGCUACCAAGUUGAUGGAAGAAAUUGGUUUUAUCUAUUAACAGGUAGAAACGGUAGCUCAGUGAACGGGCCAUAUAAUCGUCGGUUAGUCGGAGUCGUUUCGCCUCCCAAAACUAACGGGCGGACUAUUAUCGAGGUAUUCUCAAAAAUAUUCUGAUAAGAACUUGAACGGAAACCGGUUUAGUGGAUUUUUGUGGAUGAUUCUCCCCCUGUUUUAUAUUUCGUGUGCUUUUCUCCCCUUCGCAUCUCCCUCUCUUCCUCUGUCCAAAUUUCUCGUCGGCCACCGAUGGUAGCCUGCCUGCUGCACAGCCACACGCCCGUCGCCGCUGCUCGCAGCCCCCACCUUCCUCGCUUUCCCAAACCCCUCUCGGCGUUUCCCUUCUGCCGGCGCCCCUCCCUCUCCGACCGUCCAUCUACUCCCCGAACCGUCAAUGCCGUCGGGCCCAACUCGUCUUCCUUCCCCAAUCCUCAAAAACAGAUUCAGCAGCAGCAGCAGGUGAGGACUUUGUUCCCCGGCGGGUUCAAGCGGCCGGAGAUUAGUGUCCCCGCCUUGGUGCUCCGAUUAAGCGUUGACGAGUCGCUCGAAAGGGGGGCCGAAAUUGACUUUGCCUUGCCCAAAGGAGUCGGAGUGGUUGUGCUCGACGGUGGCGCGUGCUCUGAAAUCAUUGGUCGGCGACAGGGCCUACCUUCUAAUUACUCUCCAUUUGUGGGAACAACUUGAUUCAAUUUAAUAUUUACACAUGUAGGUACAUAUAUAUUAUUUUGUUAUACUUCCUCUGUAUUGUGUGAGAUCCAGUGGGAAAGUUAGAGAGAGAGUGAAAUCACAAUGUCAUUUAAUGGACGAUACACUGAUCAGGGAUAUAGGGGUACCAGUGGUGAAGAUUGUACAAAGUUGCUAGUAGGCAACUAACAUGAGAUGAGACCUAAAUGGGCAAUGAUGGAUCAAGCAUAACACGAAUGAUGAGAGGAAGAGAAAAAGAGAGAAGAAGAAGACCAAGAGGAAGAAUACUUAGUAGGCAACUUGCCCACUAUGAGCAAUGCAUGGGCGAAUUUAACUCUGGAAAAUCUACUAUUAUCAAUGCCCUUCUUGGACAGAGAUAUCUCAAGGAAGGAGUGGUUCCUACUACAAAUGAGAUCACAUUGCUUUUGCAUUCUGAGACAGAGUCCGCCAAAUACAGCCGCUGUGAAAGAAAUCCAGAUGGACAAUUUAUAUGUUAUUUGUCAUCUCCAAUACUCAAACAAAUUGAGACAACAAAAUCUCGAGCACUGAAGCUGACAUAUUCCCUCCUCAGAUUGUCAAAUAUUGAUCUUAUUCCUGCAUAUGCUUUGAAAGCAGAAAGAACUGGUUCUACCUUCACUAUCUCAACUUUCCAAAAUGACAUCAUUAAUCCUGCUCUUUCUGAUGCACGAGUAUGUUUUUUGUUCUAAUUUAUAAUUUCAGAUGUUCCUUUCA